AUGGAAAUCCUCCCACUACUCAGGGUUAUCCUCCAUCGACUCAGGGUUAUCCUCCCACUACUCAAGGUUAUCCUCCAUCGACUCAGGGUUAUCCUCCUCCAGCCUAUAUGCCUCCAGGAUAUACGCCUCCAGGAAGUCAGCCUCCAGCGCCAAUUCCUCCUGCCUAUCCGCCCAGACCAGCGCCUGUUCCUAUGCCGAGUAUACACAUUAUUCCACUUUAAAGUAGGCAAUCCUACUCCCGUUCCUCCUCCCUAUCCUGUAAAUCCAUCUCCUGCCCCUGGAUACCCAGUCAAUCAACCUAUUAUAUGUAAGAAAUGUAAGCGCUAUGUUACUCUUCCUCCAGGUGUAAGAAAGGGAUUUUGCUCUUGUGGCGCUAAAGUGAAAGUGAAGGGAAUGAAGAAAGCAAAGAAGCCAAAGCACGGACCCCAUAAGAUUAAGUCGAACAUUUUGGGUAAAGUGUUUACUUCCUCCUCCUCCUCUUCGUCUUCUUCCUCUUCCUCCUCCUCUUCCGAUUAA
Blastocystis hominis is the source of this 516-nucleotide messenger RNA. RefSeq lists its product as hypothetical. The record is from RefSeq and is a predicted model, not a curated record. NCBI's taxonomy places the organism in Eukaryota, Bigyra, Opalinata, Blastocystidae. The transcript has 3 exons. Bases 1 to 516 code for a protein of 171 amino acids.